Molecule: messenger RNA, 670 nt
Organism: Astrephomene gubernaculifera
Lineage: Eukaryota; Viridiplantae; Chlorophyta; Chlorophyceae; Chlamydomonadales; Astrephomenaceae
Source: the annotation of a GenBank genome assembly
UUUAACAGCAGCUCACAACUUCGUAGCUUUUGUAUCAAUUGUCGCAAGUUGCCCUAGCUAGCGCAUUGCACACGACCAACCGCGACCGCGACCGGCCCAUUUCUACACAGUUUGCUCGUUCGCAAAAUGUCGUCUUCUAGAGAGCUUGCAAAGCAGUGCAAGGUGAAAACUAACAGCGUCAAGCGGCUGCAUAAGGAACUGGGAUACUAUGAGAAAGAGCGCGACAAGGAGCAGGCACGGGUAGACAAGAUGAAAGCAGAAGGCGCAGACGCUAGUGAUCUGAAGCAGGCGGAGAACGUGUUGCAAGAGUCCGCGAUGAUGAUCCCUCAAACAAGGCAGCGUUUGGAGGCCGCCUUAGCGGAGCUCCAGUCCUUCGUGGCCGAGAAUGAGGCAGACAUUGCGGACACGGAGGAGCUGCAACAGGCAAAGGAGACAUUGGCCGAGGUUGAGAAGCUGCUCAAGUGAAUCGGCACGAGCACUUUGGAGGGCAAUGCAGUGUGACAUUGGGAGAAGGGGGGAGCGGUAUUUGGGAAAUGGAUGGAUGGGAAUGACUGGGGAGCCACUGAACCAUGGCUAUGCGACAUGCCCAUUUACGCAUAUCCAGGCAUAAACAGAGAGCGUGAGCCCGCGAUGUUGCAUCCGGCUCUAUUCUUGUAACCGUGAAGCAUUG